GCUGUCCUGGCUCCUCCUGUUUCCGUAUAUUCGACCAUGAUAGCUGCCAGCGAUCCGCGUUUGAAAGGCUAUCCGUUCGUAGGACAAGCAUGGUUUCCGAUUAUAGUUUGCGGCGCUUACCUCUGGUUUGUGUACGUUGCUGGGCCGAAGCUGAUGGCUAAUCGGAAAGCGUUCGAGCUUCGAAUACCCAUCAUGAUCCACAACGCAUUCAUGGUCGUGACGAACAUGUUCUUCUUCUACAAGUUCCUGAAAAACUCGUACUUCGCCAAUUAUUCGCUGUUCUGCCAAGGGAUGACUUACGCCACAGAUGAGAACUCCAUGGAAAUCGUCCAUUGGGGCUAUUGGUAUUUAUUGCUUCGGAUCCUGGAUUUCUUCGACACAGUGUUCUUCGUACUGCGCAAGAAAACGGAUCACGUGACUUUCCAACAUGUGUCUCAUCAUUUCUGCUGCGUUUUCUCCGGACAUCUGUGGGUUACCCUAGGAAUGGACGGCCAGACUCUGGCGGGUUUGUGCAUCAACUCCUUCGUGCAUAUCUGCAUGUACACCUACUACUUCUUAGCGGCGUGUGGGCCGCAAUUCAAGAAGUAUCUGUGGUGGAAGAAGUAUCUGACGAAGAUGCAGAUCUAUCAGCAUAUAUUCCUGGUGUUCCACGGUGUCGUUCCGAUUUUCUACGACUGUGGAUACCCGAAAUUUUUCAUCUACCUUGGUGUGCCGCAAGGUCUGCUCGGUCUCGGGCUGUUCCUGAACUUCUACGUGCUCGCCUAUUCAAAGAAAAGGUCCGCCAUUGAAGACAACGUGAAGUCGUGUGCUAGCGCCCUGAAAGAUGAGAUCUUGGAGCAGAAAGUCGCAUUGAAAGCUGAGCAGCUCAAAAAGCAUGAGUAG
This is a messenger RNA of Galendromus occidentalis (western predatory mite), 882 nucleotides long. RefSeq names its product elongation of very long chain fatty acids protein AAEL008004. Gene Ontology annotation, biological process: fatty acid elongation, polyunsaturated fatty acid; fatty acid elongation, saturated fatty acid; fatty acid elongation, monounsaturated fatty acid. Gene Ontology annotation, cellular component: endoplasmic reticulum membrane. The coding region runs from base 37 to 882 and encodes 281 amino acids. The record is from RefSeq and is a predicted model, not a curated record. The transcript has 2 exons. NCBI's taxonomy places the organism in Eukaryota, Metazoa, Arthropoda, Arachnida, Mesostigmata, Phytoseiidae. Gene Ontology annotation, molecular function: fatty acid elongase activity.